This is a messenger RNA of Xenopus laevis (African clawed frog), 1507 nucleotides long. It is a transcript of the gene lrrc3c.S, whose product is annotated as leucine-rich repeat-containing protein 3B. Lineage: Eukaryota; Metazoa; Chordata; Amphibia; Anura; Pipidae. Bases 439 to 1221 code for a protein of 260 amino acids. The record is from RefSeq and is a predicted model, not a curated record. The transcript is spliced from 4 exons.
UGUUGCUCGUAGACCGGACUCUUAUUUGGGGGAGAUCUGCUAUGUCGGGGCUGUAGAUGGUGGGAUUCCCAGGCUCAGUGUCUGUAUCUUUAAGUGGGGCAAGCAUGGGAAGAGAAGAAUAUUCAGGCCUCCAUGGAAUAAGAUCCCCUGCACAAGCAAUGGAAGAGCCACCCUUCUACUGUCCAUCUCCGUGAAAGAUGUCCCCUGAAGCUCAAGGCAACUGUGGAGUUUCUGAAUCCCAUGGUCAUCUCAAGAAGGGCACCCAUACCCACAUCUAGCCCCAUUCUUUUCAGUUGAAUAUGAUUUCUCUGGAACAGGAGCCCGUUAUAAAUAUGUUGAGAGCUAGCUAGAAGGACAAAAUGUGAGUACCUCUCAGUUCCCAAGCUCUGACACCUUCCACACCUACCUAACUCCACCUGAGUAUGCUGCUGGCUGGCCAUGCCUUUCUUAGACUGGUAUCUUCGGUGCUCAUUGGCCACAUGGCUGCUGUUGCACAGCUUUGUCCUAAUGUGUUUCUGCUUCCAGCCUGCCACAACCUUUCCCAAAGGCUGUUACCCCUCUCAGGAGGACGGCUACAAGACUCUACGAUGCAGCAAUGCACAGCUAACAGAGGUACCAAAGGACAUCCCCAAUGACACCCACCGUCUUUACUUAGACUUCAAUCAGAUCACCUACCUCCCUUCUGACGCCUUCCAUAACCUCCCUGUGCUUAUUGAGCUAGACCUUUCUCACAAUUCCUUGGGACGUUUGGAUAUUGCUUCCCUAAGGGGCCUGAGUGAUCACUUACACUCACUGGACCUGUCUUCCAACAAACUGGUUACUGUUAGCAAAGAGGUCUUUGCCAAUCUAAAGGCUCGGACAAACCUAUCUGGCAAUCCUUGGAUGUGUGACUGUGAGCUCCAAGAAAUGAUCCGACUGUUGGAGCUGGAGCCAGGUUCAUCCAGUGGGAUUGUGUGUGCUAACUCUAUACUAGAGGAACAUGCAGGAAAGCCUUUCCUGCAGGUGGUAAAAGAGGUUGAUCUGUGUAAUGUUUACAAGAAAACAACAGACGUGGCUAUGCUUGUCACCAUGUUUGGAUGGUUUGCCAUGGUCAUAUCCUAUCUAGUGUACUAUGUACGUCAGAACCAGGAGGAUGCUAGGCGCCACCUUGAGUAUCUCAAAUCCCUACCAAGCAAGCAGAGGCACUCUGAGGAACCAUCCACCCUUAGCACUGUGGUGUGACUCAGGCACAGGGAAAAGACCAAUAAGGCUCUUUUUGACAAGGGUUUUAAUUGUUAUUUCUCCUAUUUGGUAUUUUAUGGCUUAAUAGAUUAUUCCUAUUACUUAGGCCAUAAGGUCAGCGUACUCCAACCACCCCCCUGACCUUCACUGAAUUAUUCCUGUUUUUUAGGUCAUAAGGUCAACACAUGACCACCCUGCCUACCUUAACUAGGUUAUCAAUCACUGGAAACAUACACUGCUUUUCCCCAUGCUCUAUUUGUUCUCUUCAUUCCAUGGCAGCCUUAAA